AUGGGAUUAUCCACAAUUAGACUGCGCCAAUUCAAUGGCAUAAUAUUGAUAUUAGUGUUGCUUGGAGCAGCAUGCAUCCAUGCUCAAGACGAUGACCCUUCCACAACAACCAAAUCAUCUACAUCAGAGGAUGAUGAUGGCGAGGGCUGUCCACCACCAUUCGUCGCCAACAUGGGAGAGACCGACGCCAUCGACCCAAUGACCGACGUGCCAGGCAAGCUGUCCUACGACGCUUGUGACCUCAAGUCCUCCCUAAUGUCAUACGGCACCGAUGGUGAGGACACUGUGCUGACUCUAUCAAUUGACUCUUGUAAGACAUCAGAGUGCAGGACCAAGUACGCGUGCUCUGAGGCUCAUGUCGGCAAGACUGGUUUCCCAUUCGGCAACUUCUCCUGCACGAUCAAGGCGUCCAGUGUACCAGGCACAGUCACCACUUGCUACGCCACCGAUGGCCACAUGAAUGGCGAGAGUUCAAUGUAUUUCAUAGUUGACGGCUCCAAUGAGACCCAUCCAGUGCGCUUCGGUGUCAAGUCCAAGGGCAAGAUCGUUUCGGAGACUGUCAAGGCCAUCCCAGGCCUCGACACUGUGACCCGUUACAACACCUUCAAGAUCGCGUGGGGCGUGAGCCGUGUUGACUUCUACGUCAACAAUGCCACGAUCGGUACACAGGCAAACUAUAUCCACUCCAACACCGAGGUCUCAUGGUUGGACCUGCCCAAGGUCGGCUACUACAUCUCGCAUCACAUUGACAGCCAGCGUCUGCUUGGUCCAGUCCCCGAGCUGCCAUCUGUCUCAUACAUCAAGGCUAUCACGGUCACGCCAGACGUUGAGUACUGUGACAGCGUGUCGUCGGAGGACAGAUGGCAUUGGGGUGCCAGCCCACCUCUGCAGUACUUCACCUCCAACUGCACCAACUGGCGUCCAGAGUGGAUCUACAACGACUCGAUUCAAGAGCCAUGGAGAGACGAGUCUCUGUCCUUCCACAACAAUCAAUCAUCCGACAUGACUCAUCGUGGAAAGUACGCCUUCCAGUUCGACUUGAAGCCCAACACUCAGAUCUACUUCAAGAACAAGACACCAUUCCUCAGAAACAAGUACAAGUUCCUUUCGUUCUGGAUCAAUGGUGCCGCAUUCGCCGGCCAGCAACUCCAAGUGUGGGCCACAUCCAAUCGUACCAAGGUCGGCUCGGUCAGUUUGAAUGACUAUAUCCGCGGAGGCAUGCAGAUGAACACAUGGUACCACGUCCAUAUCCCACUCAGAAAGUUCCAGGUCAACCCGCCAUCGAUCAAGACAUUUGACGGCUUCCUCUUCACCGAGGUGGUCAAGGAGUACACCGGUAUCAUCUACUUGGACGACAUCCAGCUAAACAACGGAUCGGUCUGCAUGCACGACCUCCAGAGCAUCUAUAAGAAGGGCAAGUUGUCCGACUCGGUGGCAUCAUACUCCUACGGAUCGAUCGACCUAAAGAACACUGAGGUCCGCUUCCAGGAGGGCCAGACCCUGUCCUGGGUCGUCCACCCAUCGUCCAAGGUGGUGCUCAAGUUCAAGAAUGAUACGGGCAACGAUGACUCGUAUGAUGGUAUCGUUCUGGCACUCUACUAUGCGCCAAAUUCCCGUUUCCAGUAUCCAAACGGUGACCAAGGUGAUGCCCCACCACGCCAACUGCAGGCCAACAUCGCCCUGACUGUCGAGGGCACUGGACCAGUCCAACCACUCGGUCUGGCAGAGUAUGUUGGUGGUGAAUUCCCCGUCAACCAAUGGAUGACCCUGUUGAUCCCCUUGUAUGACUUUGGUAUCUGGGAAGGUGCCAAGAUCGAUGGUAUGAGGUUUGGCUCAGACAUCAACGAGAUCCAAGGCACAUUCUAUAUUGGACGUGUUGACAAGGCCAAGUGGGUGGACGCCCCUCACGAUGAAGACUCUGCAUCAACUCGCCUUACCGCCACCAGCCCACUCCUUAUGCUACUUGGCACAUUGAUCAUGGUAACACUACAGCUAUUGAUCUAA
Messenger RNA from Acytostelium subglobosum LB1, 2004 nucleotides. RefSeq lists its product as hypothetical. The coding region runs from base 1 to 2004 and encodes 667 amino acids. Gene Ontology annotation, molecular function: hydrolase activity, hydrolyzing O-glycosyl compounds. Lineage: Eukaryota; Evosea; Eumycetozoa; Acytosteliales; Acytosteliaceae. The record is from RefSeq and is a predicted model, not a curated record. Gene Ontology annotation, biological process: carbohydrate metabolic process. The transcript has a single exon.